Messenger RNA from Bombus impatiens (common eastern bumble bee), 2502 nucleotides. Its product is annotated as E3 ubiquitin-protein ligase RNF13. Bases 724 to 2076 code for a protein of 450 amino acids. Gene Ontology annotation, cellular component: cytoplasm; nucleoplasm. The record is from RefSeq and is a predicted model, not a curated record. NCBI's taxonomy places the organism in Eukaryota, Metazoa, Arthropoda, Insecta, Hymenoptera, Apidae. The transcript has 8 exons.
AUGAAUAUGUUCGUCAUGGCUCUAUCAGAUAGUUCCACAAGAAAAUAGAGGAAAAAGUAUAUGUAUGUAUCUGUAUGACAUCCGCGUGACUCCACUCCAGUGAUCAAGUUACGUACAGUUUCUUCUUUUUUUAAAUAGAGAAAUUGUAUAGAUGGUUUUUGUGUUAUGUACAUGCGACUGGUCGAAUCGCUUUUAUUGAAGUAAUUAUGAAUAAGCACGAAUGAGCAAUUCGUUUACAGAGCUGGGCCUUUGACAUUUGCUUACAAAUUUUACUCAAUAGAUUAAUCAACGUCGCAGUCGACCUAAUGUCGUCGUAAAGAUUUUACGUUUUUAUCAGUGAACAAUAUUCACGACGUUUUACGAUAUCCUUAUAACCUCAAAUUUUUGGAAGAAAGAUUUAGGAAGGUGCAAAUGAAAUGCGAUGUGUAAACGAUAUGUAUCUUAUUGCAUACCCAUAAUAUCUACGAUAUUACAUCUGUGAAUGGAUGGUUUGCAUGUACGUGCACUUUACGAACCGAUUGAACGUUCCCUGCGUGCCGUACAUAACGCAGUUUCCUGGAUGAAAAAAAUAGAGGAAUACUAGCUAGCGUUAUUUUGUUCAUUGCGAUGGAUACAUUAGUAUCUUGGGAUUAAAUACAAUAUAUAAUGAAGUCCUUAAUCAAAUUCUUCAUAGAGUAUUAAAAUUAACAAGAUAGUGGAUACACACUUCUGAUACUUUAAAAGAUGAAACAGUGUUGCUUAAGCCACCAACUUCAGUUGUGGCUUACAUUUCUUGUCUUUUGUGUGAUGUGCAGCAGAGCAGAUAUUUUAGUAUUUUCUGCAGCUGCAAGGCAUCAAAUUGAAGAAGAAUUUAGAGACAUACCUGCAAGAUUUGGAGGUUUAAUACCAUCUGAAGGGAUUAAGGGGAUGGUUGUGUAUGCAGAACCACCUACAGCGUGUCAUGAAAUACAGGGCCCUCCCAAUACUACUAAUUAUAAUGGUAAUUGGGUAAUUUUAAUUGCUCGCUAUAACUGUAGUUUUGAAAGAAAAAUACGAAUGGCACAGAAAGCAGGAUAUGACGCUGUAAUUAUACAUAAUGUGAACAGCAACAAAUUAGAACCAAUGCAAGCUAGAGAUCCUGUAGGAAUAUUAAUACCAUCUGUAUUUGUUAGCGAGAUCACAGGAUUGAUUAUUAAGGAAAAUUAUUUAUACGAUGAAUUGUAUUUUGUACUAAUUAAUGAUGAUACUCCAUUUAAUAUAACACACUUGCUCUUACCUUUUGCUAUUGUUGUUGGGAUAUGUUUUCUAGUCAUGGUUAUCUUUAUGAUUGUUAGAUGUAUUAAAGAUAGAAGAAGGCAACGAAGGCAUAGGUUACCUAAUUCAAGUUUGAAAAAGAUUCCUACGCAUAAAUAUACGAAAGGCGAUCCAUAUGAAACAUGUGCCAUCUGUUUAGAUGAUUACGCAGAAGGUGAAAAAUUAAGAGUUUUGCCUUGUGCACAUGCUUAUCAUACAAAAUGUAUUGACCCGUGGCUGACAAAAAAUCGUAGGGUUUGUCCUGUUUGUAAACGAAAAGUUUUUGCGGCGGAUGAGCAAGUUGUUACUGACGAAAGUGAUUCGGAUGCCGAUGACACGACACCUUUGAUUCGUGAAGGUCAUCAAGGAACUCAAGGUGGAACAUUUUCACGACAGAGGGAGAAUCCUUUUAGUCGUGCCAGAAGGCCGGAAACAAGGCAGCGCGAUAUGAUCCAUUCAAGCAGUAGUUCUGAUUCUGAAGAAUUGUUUGAUACUCCAGAUGAUGAAUCUAGUAUAAGUGCUGGAGAACCAUCUAGUGGAACGGUUUUCAGAGCGUUUGACAUUCAUAGCAUCAAUGGUGAGUUGCCGGACUUAGAGUGUUCUGUGAGCAGUACUAAACCACACACGGUGAAUUUAUAUACGGAUGCUGAAGGGUUGCCAGCCCCUGUUGCUCAAAUAAUAAAUCGCAAUAGACGACCCGUAGCGAAUUCGCAAAUUUGUGAAAUUGGAUCUGUUGUACCAAUUGAAAAUGAAGCUACAAAUAUUACUGACACUGAUUAUGAAGAGACCGAUAUUCACGUAUAAAGUUCGAUUGCAUCUAUUCUUUUAUCACAUGUCUAUGUCUUGGAUAAAAUUGGUAUGUUCUUUUAAGGUGUUACAAAAUUUGAUAUAGAUCACUAAAAUAAUCGUAACUAUGAAAAAAUGGAAAAUUUUGAAUGCUUCAAGAACUUUACCUUUUAUUUAAAAGAACUGAAAUUAUCUCCACUUGUAACUCGGUCAACUAAAUGGUUUGCAUUAACGUGCAUGUUCUGUAAACUUAUUUCAUUUGUCUAACAUUCUCAUCGUUCAUCAACCAUUUUUUCUACAUCGUGUAUUUUAUAUCAAGGUAAGAGAAAAUUUCUUCUUCAAAACGAUCUGCCAUUGUUUUAAUAGUAAGAAUAAUUGUUACCCUAUUAACUUGUUUUAACUAAAACUCAUUUUAAAUAUAUGAAAAUAGUUUAAUAGCGUUAA